Messenger RNA from Bombus impatiens (common eastern bumble bee), 5017 nucleotides. RefSeq lists its product as uncharacterized. Lineage: Eukaryota; Metazoa; Arthropoda; Insecta; Hymenoptera; Apidae. Bases 349 to 2499 code for a protein of 716 amino acids. The transcript is spliced from 13 exons. The record is from RefSeq and is a predicted model, not a curated record.
GCAAACCGAGAGCAAAGGGUUAAAUAUCCGCUUGAAAUCGGAUUACUUGCACUCGAGCAACUUAGAUUCAAGCAACUUGACGAAUUUGAACGAGACUUAACAAGAACCAUGACUUACUACGACUCGUAAGCGAUCGGAUUUUCCCGGGCAAACGUUUGAACUUUCGUCCCAAUUAUUUUUUAUCCGACUCGACUCAGGGUGGUUACGUAAGCGAAGCUGAUACAUCGUCGUGUACACGACCGCGUGCGAGGCAACGUUCGCGAAAAUCCUUGGCACGAUAUCGAAGCUCGCGGACCGAUCGCGCGCCUGCGCUGCUUGCGCCAUGCGAUCGAUAGACGAGCGAUAAACAUGACGGCGAUCGCUCGUCUUCUCGCGGGGAUCGUGAUACUCGGCUUUAUCACGAGAACAGAGGGCCGCUGUUCGCACAACAGUUGGGAGAAAAUCGCUGGCGUUAAACCGGAAACCAUCGACGCGCAAACGGUUCUCUUUAGCGCGGUCAACUCAAACGGAAUAACGAAAAGUUGCUUCGAAAGAUGCAAACGCGUAAACUGCACCGCGUUCGUCAUAGACUUUGGUAGAAGCGUCUGCUACAGCGUGCGAAUAGAGGACGACGAACUGGUACCCGAACCGAAUUCCAUCUUUUACCACCGAGUUUGCGUGAAAGUGCCGGUAAGCUGCGCGAGACGAAAACUUUGGCAGGUGGAGAGAAGUCCAGGAGCGGUGUUCAUCGAUUCCAGCGCAUUCCAUCUAUCCGAUCCGAUCACGAGGAACCAAUGUUACGAGAAAUGCAUAGAGACAGGAAGAAGCUGCGAGUCCGCUCAAUUUCGGACUUCGAAACCCCUUUCGAUCGACAAAACAGCGUUCGGACGAUGCUCUCUCUCGUUGUACGAACGAGGAACCAGACCAAGAGCGUACAGGGCGUCCAUGUACAGAGACGAGUAUCUCAGAGAUCAAUGUCGAAAUCUGUCCAGAGACGAGUAUUGCUCGUACGCGGAAUUCCAAAAUGUCUCGUUACCGUACUCUGACGUCGCUUUGAUGGACCUUGACGAGAAGCAGUGCGAGAAAAGAUGCGACUCGAGCGUGGAUGGUUUUAUCUGUCGAGGAUACACGUUUGCCAAUUCGUCGGGUCAACCACUUUGCCUACUGCACUCGGAAGACACCACCAGUCUAGGAGUUAGCUCGUUGAUCGACGCGACGAACGUGGUCUACAGAGAGCGAGAACCUUGUUUAGAUCUGAAGGUGCGGUGCAACGAUUCGACGAUGACGGUCGAGUUGAAAACGAGCGACCCCUUCUUUGGCCGGCUCUACUCGAACGGAUACGCGGAUACCUGCGGCGCUCAGGGUACAGGCAGUAAUCGAACAAUAUUGACGUUACCUAUUCCACCCGUUGACCAGAUUCGCGAGGGUACCCUUCGUUGCGGAUUGCACCCUGCCUUUUCCGUCGACGAUCAAAAUCGAACGCGACCGUUGGUUUGGGCAACGAUCGUCGUACAAUUCAAUCCGAUCGUUCAACGACUCGGCGAUCAAGCAGUCAGGGUUGGAUGCUCGUUAAACGAUCGAGCACCUCCGCAACCAAAAAACGUCACCGUUCAAUCUAGUUUCAGCUUUCUCGAUCCAAACGCAGGAGUGCCGCCGAUCUCUUCAACGAUCGUCAACGCGUCCUCGCAAGCGCCGAUAGUCACCAUGAGGAUAUUAGACGAGAACUCGGCAGUCGCUAUGGUCACGCAUUUAGGUCAGAAGCUCACUCUGAAGAUUCAAUUGAGUCCACCAGAUGGUCCUUAUGACAUUACCGCCGGACACUUAGUAGCGAGCAGCGCUUCCGGCGAUGCCUCGUAUCUGCUACUGGACGAACUCGGAUGUCCCACCGAUCCAACCACCUUUCCCGCUCUCUCCAAGGAUCCAGUCGAUGGUCGUUCAUUAAUCGCAACUUUUACAGCCUUCAAGUUCCCCAAUAGUCAACGAGUCCGUUUCAACGUACUCGUCCGAUUCUGCUUGGACAAGUGCAUACCGACCAACUGCAACGGCGAUAAACCUUCUUACGGAAAAAAGAAACGAGCUAGCGAGUCUUGGAGUACGCAGGCAACCUACCACGCCGAAACAACGCCAACGUCCAAGGACGAAACUCCGGACGAGUUAUCGCUGGAACUCUCCAUAAUCGUUCAAAAUUCCGUCGCGUCUUCGGCCGAUCGUUUAUCUUCGAGGGAGAACUCGUCCCCUGAUACCGUGCUAAUCGCCGGAGGAAAUUCUGUGGACGGACUGCUCUGCGUCGACGCUAGUCUCGCUUUGAGUCUACUGAUCUUCUUGUUGAUCGUCCAAAUAACGCUUAUCGUUGGCUGUCUAUUGACCGUGGCACAAUACAGAAGAACGGCCAUACGAGCGGAAGAAGACAGAGCCAAUAUCUUAGCCAGGCAUCUCUACGGCAUUCACGGAGGGAACUUGGACGUAGCGCGGAGAGUCAGAUGGGCUGAUCACAAUCUUUCCUCCUUGUCUCGCGACUGACUCAAUCUGAUUGCGUUGCCCGCAUAGCUACAUUUCUUCCCCCCUCUCUUUGUCAUUGACACGUUUUCAAUCGGUUUCUUUUUACGAUGACUGAACGGAUGGCAGGAAAGGAGAUGGUAGGAGAUCCUCGCGUGAGACGCGCGGCAAGGCCGCGGAUUGUUUUCAACCAAAACUUGUAUUAAAGAAGGAACAACGAUGAAUAGACAAUUACGUAACUAUGCGGUAAACUAGUUUUAUGUGAGUAGCAUUCGCGUAUCGAUAUUGUUGAUCGGUAGUACGCAGUCAUUAAGUCAUCUAUCCUCUUAUCUUCGUAGUCCUGCAUUUUCCGUAGUGUGUUAGCGUAACAUCUGCGACAAAGAACAAACGCGUUUCAUUGAUAAGUUUUAGAUAGACAGGGAACGAGAUGGAGACUUAAACGCGUUCGUAGAUUAUACGAUACUUAUCGAUCUUGAACAUAAUCUUAACGAAUAAGAUCGCCGCUACAUAGUAUAAUACAGUUUUCCUUGUAAUACGCGUUAUAACGCGUCGGUAUUAAUGCCAUUUUGUAAUUACAAAAUGACCGUAACGCUCGUUAACCGCGUGUAUUACGAGGAAAAUGAAAUUCUCGUUUCAAACGUAACAAGUAGAUUGCGGAAGUUUAUGCAAAGUGCAUACUUUCGCGAAGCGAUAAGCAAAGUAAAGCGAAACUUCGAUAGGAGUAUCAAUAUCUUUCGUCGAAUUAAAGCAUCUGAAAAAUUAUUUUCUAUUUUGCUGUCACAUUCCGUAUUUAACUUAUCUGUCCUGCAUGUAAUUCGCUUACAUCUUGAACAUAUUUUUCGUAUUCACCUGCAUAUCGUAGUUGUCUAAACUUCCGCAAUUUAGUCAUAAAUAUUCCGUGACGUAUGGACUAACAUCGAUCAUUCCUUACCUUUUCCACAUGCCGAUGCGCAGCUUAAUUGUCCUGGAUUGGAGUACUCAACACCGUCCGAGCCGCAUACCGGAUUGUAUUCGCUCGUCGUCUGAAAAUUUUAUCGCUCCUUCUCAUUUAUUGCUACGAAUCGCGUUUUACUUUUCAGCUUCCGAACCCAUGAGAAUAGAGGACAGGAUUUUCUAUAAGCGUUAGUCGCGUGUGCCCAGACGUACGACGUUCUCCUUAAUUCAAGUGCUAUUCUUCUUCGUUCAAUUUCAAAUAUUUAUAUCCUACUUGUGUACGAUACAAUUUAUAACACAUUGACUGCGGAUGACACUACGUCGAUGUCAUGGUCUGGUAGCUCUUAAAAGCGGAAAAUACCACGUCACGAUCGUCAGCACGUGUUAAGGAAACAAAGAUUUCAGUCACGCUGAGCAACCCCGCGACGUCAGUUCCGCAAUCAACGUCAACGAAAGAUAAAAGAUACGAGAACUGUAAACAUCUGGAUAUAUUUCGAAAAAUGAAAAAAUACUAUACAAAACGUUUCAACUAAGAAGAACAGCGUGGCUCUGGAUUCUUCCGAUCGAAACGUGAGUAUCUGACUCGAUGCUUAUAGGAAAUCUCGCCUUUACACAGCGUCACGAGUGGAUGCGUCAUUUGCAAGUUCGGCAAGUUAUAGACCAAGUUAUAAACCAGUAUGACCGGUAUAACGAAUAAAUAGCCAUGACCUUCGACACGUUUUUAACAAACCUGCGCGAUAAGUUAGAAGAAAGGAAGAAAAAGAUCGAAAAUUUCAAGGACUUUCACGACUCACCAGACACGUAGCUAUACACCGGUUGUAUCGAGAGUCGAAGGAGGCAUCCUCCGUGGUCGUCGAAGGUGUUGCAGAACUAGUGGUAGUUGCCGCGGUUGCGACGUUUCUACCGUCUGCAGGUCCGUCGAAAACGAAUCCGUCCACCGAGAACGUACUGGGUAUCGUUUGAAUCUCGACUUUGCCACCAGCCAGACCAUCGUUCUUUGUACGACAGCAACGAUUAAUUAAUUCAGGAUCCAAUUGAUAAAACGUAUAAAACGUUUCGACGAUUAAGCGAUUUCGAUUAUCCUUACCUGUGGAAAUGCGAUCACGCUUCUGCCCGAGGCGAUAGCUACACACAACAUGCAUUUCCAUCGUUAGAACGUAAAUCGAUCCUUUAUACAAAUCUCUACGAUCCACUUAUUUCGCGAGACAUACUCACCUAACACUAGACAAAAUUGCCACAUUUUGGUUGAUCGUGCACCUCCUUUUCUCUAUCGUAAAUUUACGCGAAUACACGGAUAAACGCACUUUACAGAUUCUUCUCCUUUCUUUUCCGAUCUUUAUAUUCUUGAUACACGUUCGGUUGACACACCAAGAUCGAGAGUUUACUGAACGGAAAGAAGUCGUCCGCGUACUUUUAUAGCCGAGUCGAACGAGCCAACCAGAGAGAAUUGUCGAUUAAUCUUAAAAGUCCUCGCGCGAACUACUUAAUACAUGCAAAUACUGGGUUUUCCUGUUCGGUCACUAUUCUGUGCACUGUUCGGUUUCUUCUUCUUUUUUUAACGCCUUCGAAAAUAACAACACAGGAAGUAAUAAAAGACCAUUUCUAGAAU